Hippopotamus amphibius kiboko is the source of this 5768-nucleotide messenger RNA. It is a transcript of the gene HOXA9, whose product is annotated as homeobox A9. The transcript is spliced from 2 exons. The coding region runs from base 3802 to 4620 and encodes 272 amino acids. Gene Ontology annotation, cellular component: nucleus. The record is from RefSeq and is a predicted model, not a curated record. Gene Ontology annotation, biological process: regulation of transcription by RNA polymerase II; embryonic skeletal system morphogenesis; DNA-templated transcription. Lineage: Eukaryota; Metazoa; Chordata; Mammalia; Artiodactyla; Hippopotamidae. Gene Ontology annotation, molecular function: DNA-binding transcription factor activity, RNA polymerase II-specific; RNA polymerase II cis-regulatory region sequence-specific DNA binding.
CGCGGACGCCAGGGGCGUGGUAGGAAUUCUGGGCCCCGGGCCAUUCAAGGUCAGGGGCGCACCUUCCAUCCUGGGCCUCCCCUGCUCCAGGCCUGUGCCUGGCUAGGAACUCUGCCAUUCUCCUGCAAGGCUGGGACACCUCCAGCCCCAAUCCUGGGUAGGAGAUUAGGAAAGAUUUUUUUUGCCAGUGGAGACUCAGAGGAGAGGCAGGGCUGACAGGGUUAGGAUCUUGGCCUUGUUAUUUACCCUUCUCUCUGUUAACCGCUCUCUACUCCCAAGAAUUGCCUUUGACUUUUUCUUCCUUCUUUCCUACCCUCCUUCCUUCCUCUUUUUUUUUCUUUCUUCUUUAUUCCUGCCUCUUUUUCUUUCCUUUUCUUUCACCUUCAGUCUAUGUCCAGUUUUUUUCUAUCUCUACCUCCUCUCUUCCCCAACUAUUCCUUUGAGAGGAAACCAGGAGAGAUCCAGGGCUUGCUUGGGCAGAGCGGGGGUGGGGUGUUUUAUUUUUCUAUGUGCGUUCAAGUAGAGGUCCUAAUCGGCUGAGGAAGGGCUCCAGGGGCGCGGCUGUUGAAGGCUGUGGGUCUGGGCCUGGUGUGCGGAGGCGCAGACAAGGCCUCGGUUACGAUCACGACCGGAUGGCGGCGGCCUGGCAGUUCCUACUCCACGGCAGCAUAGGAGAUCUGAUUAGGGGGCAUUCGCGGCAUUUUUGUGUGCCCAUUCUGAGGACAAGGAGGCCUUCGCCAACGUCACUAGGGAGCUGAGGCCGAGACCUGGGCUGAGGCCCAGCCAGGCUCAGUGGAGUGACACACAGGGAACUGCCAGGAAGCUUCCUCGGCGCUCUGGCCUGCGGGUCCAGGCUCUGGCUUUAACCGAGAUAAGGGAGCCCCACUAGGGCAAAGAUUGGCUGCUUGCUUGCCAGUGGCUGCUAUCGGGUUCAGAGUAUGUUAGAUAUGGCAUCCUUGUGGGGACACAUGCUAGAGAAGGGAACCCUUGCAGUGCCAGUCUGUUUCAAAUAACAAGGGAAAGGAAUCCUAAAUUCCAGAACUGUUGGGACACAAACUUGAGUCCAUGUUCUUAAGUUGUAGGCGACGGUUUGAAGCCAGUGGGGCCAUUCUCGCUCAGGCGAACUGAAAACAACUUGCAUCCCUCCACAUCCCCCCACAUGUGUGCGGACCUUCAGGCUGAAGCCCACCGAGCAGUGCUUCCCUUCCCAGCUCCAGCAGCCCAGGAACUGUUUUCACUGUUCAGCCUGCCCUCCUGAAAGGCCGGCAUUGGGCAUUUGCCUCAGUUCCUCUCAGACAUUUUCAGGACCUUAGUGCUGGACUUGUUUUGGAGGCCAAGGUUUUUGAACUCUCAGGCUAGAUGAGGCACUUUGUAAUUACACACAUUUAUUGUUUCUUUAUGCACACACAAUCCCUUUCAGUUACAAAAUAAAAGCAGACACAAAAGCCUGAAUAUUCUCUCCCCAAACCUGUGGGCUAAAUAGGGAUAAUAUUUAGUUUUGUGAUUUCCCCCCUUUCUAAGCACCAGUAAGGACUGCUUAAUUCUCAACGUCUGCUAAUUAUUUAGUAACCGUCCUAUUUGGGGAGGGGGGGGGGCUAAGGCUAUUUAAAGAAACAUCUUUUUUAUUUCAAAAAAUACUACUAAUAAUUGGUGUUUUCUCUGGUUACAAAAAAUGGAAAAGGCAACCAGGCCUAUCCAGCCCGUUAGUAGACAAUUACAAUUAGGCGUGAAGGUUUCUUCUAGGUUUAAUUUUUCUUAAUGAAAACCUAAGAGGUUGGUAUUUGGGACACCCUGGGCCGCGGUGGGGGUUGGGAUAAGGCAGAGGAAUUUACUUGGAAAGGAAAAUAUUAGGGAGGAGGGGGGCCGAGCGGCCAGGACCGGCCACGUCGGAGUUCAUUGUGUCGGCCACUUCCCUCUUCCGGCGCGGGCCGGGGAAGGGGCACCCAGCUGCUCUCUGCGCGGCUUCGCAGACUCAUUCUUGGGGGGAGCCUGGCAUUUGAGGGUCCCCGCCUGGGACAGGGAUGUAUCUGGGUUUGGAGGGAUUGCUGAAACUGUUGGGGAGGACGAAGGCAAAAAAGAAGAUGGAAGCGACCGAUGCCGCCCGCCCACCCCUGCCGCCAGGGCAGUGCGCUAAUGAGAAACACACUCUUGCAAGGACCAUAGUCACACGUGAAUUUAAUUACCCCGCUUUUAGCAAUCGCCUCUUUCUGUUAGGGUUUGGGGUAGGUUUGGUUGUUUUUUUUUCUAAUUAACAUACAGGCCGAGGCCUUUUAAUUUACCUCUUAAAGAUUCUAAGGGGUGAGAAAUACCUUCCUCAAUUUGGCCAAGCUGAGGAAUGGGAUUAAAAGUGAAUGGCCUGUGCUCCUCCCCGUUUUAAUUUCUAGCCCUGGACUUGAGCUGCGGCGCCUCGCUUUGGGCCUUGUAACUGCCGAGCCGCGGGGUCGGGUGGGUAACCGCGGCGGGCCCGGGAUAGUGGGCAGGAAGGAAGGAGCCCUGAAGGACUCACACGGGGGGCCGGGAGGCCAACCGCGCCGGUGCGGGCCUCGCAGCUUCUGGAGCCGCGGGAUCUCAGGCGGGGCUGCCUUUUCGCCCGCGAACUCGCCUUUCAUUGAUACUGCCUCGUGUUUUUUCGCAGCUCAGGUUCAGGGAAGGCGACGAGGCUUGCAGAGCUCAGCGUUAGGGGCGAACACCCGGCUGGGGAGCCUGCUGCGUCCGCGGGGGGCUGGGGGAUAGUGAUUCCGGGCUGACGACGAGCGGGGCGCGCGUGUGCGCGGGGUUGGGGUCGAGUGCACCGCACAACCCGGUCCUCAAACCCAUAGCCUCAGGGACGGCUGGCCACUCCCUUUCUGGCCGCUUCUUGGUGGGGCCUCGCUGGAGGCUCAGCGGCGAAUUUGGGAGCUGCCCGGGCGCCCUGCGCUCCAGUCGGGCAGAUUCCGGGGGUCCGCAAUAGGUGCUGCCUUCUCAGCGGCCUGUCCCUGCCCAGCGCGCUCUGGCAGGGGCGGCGGUGGCUCAGUUUGGGACGGAUGUUGCGUUGAAUUUGACUUUUCUCGACCGGCCCGGGUAAACUCGCAUCUCCUGGGACCGCAAGGAUUAUUUACAGGGAGCUCGCCAACCAAACACAACAGUCUAAUUUAACCUUUCCAAGUCCUCGUAAAUUUUUACAGCUGGGAGCCACGACGCGGCAAACGAGUCUGUUGGUCGUUCCCAACUUCCCCCCAGCCUGUGUGGCUUCUGAAACAAUAACUCCUUAUGAAAUAUCAUAAAUAUAGAUUUAAAUACAGUAGAGCGAGAAUGCGAUUUGGCUGUCUUUUUAUGGCUUCAAUUAUUGUCUAAUUUUAUGUGAGGGGCUCCGCUGGCCGCACUCGCACGCGGUCCCGCGCCUUGCUGAUGGCGUGAUUAAUUGUGAUAUAAAAUAGUCCGCUUAAGAAGUCUGUGUAUGGUGGUGGCGGUGGGAGGGGAGGGAGUACAGACGCAAGGCCAGAUUUGAUCUUUUAAUCUUCGUUGGCCACAAUUAAAACAAACCCGAUCCUGGAGCGCCGCGAUCCCUUUGCAUAAAAACAUAUGGCUUUUGCUAUAAAAAUUAUGACUGCAAAACACCGGGCCAUUAAUAGCGUGCGGAGUGAUUUACGCGUUAUUGUUCUGCCGGGCGGACACGUGACGCGCGCGGCCAAUGGGGGCGCGGACGCCGGCAACUUAUUAGGUGACUGUACUUCCCCCCGGUGCCACCAAGUUGUUACAUGAAAUCUGCAGUUUCAUAAUUUCCGCGGGUCGGGCCGGGCCUGCCGGGCGCGGGGCACGGCGAUGGCCACCACCGGGGCCCUAGGCAACUACUACGUGGACUCAUUCCUGCUGGGCGCCGAUGCGGCGGAUGAGCUGGGCGCCGGCCGCUACGCGCCGGGAGCUCUGGGCCAGACCCCCAGGCAGGCCGCGGCGCUGGCGGAGCACCCCGACUUCAGCCCGUGCAGCUUCCAGUCCAAGGCAGCGGUGUUUGGCGCCUCGUGGAACCCGGUGCACGCGGCGGGCGCCAGCGCGGUGCCCGCGACCGUGUAUCAUCACCAUCACCACCACCCCUACGUGCACCCCCAGGCGCCCGUGGCGGCGGCGGCGCCGGACGGCAGGUACAUGCGCUCCUGGCUGGAGCCCACGCCGGGCGCGCUCUCCUUCGCGGGCUUGCCCUCCAGCCGGCCUUAUGGCAUUAAACCUGAACCGCUGUCGGCCAGAAGGGGUGACUGUCCCACGCUUGACACUCACACUCUGUCCCUGACUGACUAUGCUUGUGGUUCUCCUCCAGUUGAUAGAGAAAAACAGCCCAGCGAAGGCGCCUUCUCCGAAAACAAUCCCGAGAAUGAGAGCGGCGGAGACAAGCCCCCCAUCGAUCCCAGUAACCCGGCUGCCAACUGGCUCCACGCUCGCUCGACGCGGAAGAAGCGCUGUCCUUAUACGAAGCACCAAACACUGGAACUGGAGAAAGAAUUUCUGUUCAACAUGUACCUCACCAGGGACCGCAGGUAUGAGGUGGCUAGACUGCUCAACCUCACCGAGAGGCAGGUCAAGAUCUGGUUCCAGAAUCGCAGGAUGAAGAUGAAGAAAAUCAACAAGGACCGAGCGAAAGAUGAGUGAUCCAGCUGCGGUUCGUUUAGGAAAGAGCGCGCGAUCUAGAGAGCGAGAGCUGCCCGUCCCCUUCUCCUGCCCCCACCAACCCCAGCCUCCACUACCUUGCACAGAGUGGCUCUAAAAUACAGGCCUCAUCCCCCCCCUGGCAAACCCUGCUCAGGGUGGUUCCUUGGCCUGCUGCUUUGAUGGAGGAGGUAUUGUAAGCUUUCCGUUUUCUAGAAGAGGGAAAAGGGGGGCGGGCGGGGGGCAUUAGCGUUGAUGGCUGUGUGUGCUAGCUUGUAUAUAUUUUAAAAAAUCUACCUGUUCUGACUUAAAACAAACAAAAAAACUACCUUUUUAUAAUGCACAACGGUUGACAGUGAGCUGUAUAGUUUUUAGUCUGUAGUUAAUUUAAUUUGCUCUUUGUGUGGCAGAGAGAUCUGCCCAGAUACUUGAACACUGUGUUUUAUUGUGGUAAUUAUGUUUUGUGACUCAAACUUCUGUGAUGGGUGACGCACCCAUUGUGAUUGUGAAAGCUAGAAUUCGAUUUGAACUCAGGUUGUUUAUGAGGGGUGAAAGCAGUUGCAUAGAGUAUAGCUCUGUAGUGGAAUAUGUCUUCUGUAUAGCUAGGCUGUUAACUUUUGAUUGUAAACUAGCUGUAAGGAUUUCCCAAUGAAAUACAAUUUUAAAAAAAGAAAAGAAAGAAAGAAAGCAUUCUCCGGGAUGCGUAAGUUCAUGGUUUUCUCCAUUUUUGAAGUGUGGGCAUUUUAGUCUCUACAUGCUUGAAAGACCUGUCUUGUCCAUUGUAUGUAUAUAAUCCACAUAUUAAAGAAAAAGUAAUCAAACAAGCUUGAAUAUUGUUUUUGCACCAAACAGUGAGAAAAUUUGGAGCUAUACAUAUGUGCAGAAGGUUACUACCUAUGGUUUACGUUUAAUUUUAGUUGGGGGAAAAUGAAUGCUUAUUGUAAUGGAGUUAAUUUUAUUGAUAAUAAAUUAUACACUAUGAAACCGCCAUUGGGCUACCGUAGAUUUGUAUCCUUGAUGAAUCUGGGGUUUCCAUCAGGCUGAACCUACACUGUAUAGUUUGCAAUAGUUACCUCAAGACCUACUGACCAAAUUGUUGUGUUGAAAUGAUAUUUAACUUUUUGCCAAAUAAAGUAUAUUGAUUCUUUUCU